Molecule: messenger RNA, 7665 nt
Organism: Closterium sp. NIES-65
Lineage: Eukaryota; Viridiplantae; Streptophyta; Zygnematophyceae; Desmidiales; Closteriaceae
Source: the annotation of a GenBank genome assembly
AUGGGCAUUUUCUAUUUUGUAGCAUUGGGGGCAGCACUGCCUGGCUCUGGCUCUGGGGGAGGCGGCUGGAGGGGCGAGCGACCCCUGGCGUGGAGCUGGCGAAGAAACGUGCGCCACUGGGGGAAAGGCUCGCCAAAAGAGGACCGCGGCCGCAAGGUGAGAGGGCGGCAGGUUCAUGAGAGGAGCAGGAGCAGGCAGCUAAGGGGGGAAGGGCGGCUGGAGGGGCGACCCCUGGCUGUGGAGCUGGCGAAGAGGAGAGCUUCUCUGGGCGAAGAGGAGAGCUUCUCUGGGCGAAGAGGAGAGCUGCUCUGGGCGAAGAGGAGAGCUUCUCUGGGCGAAGAGGAGAGCUUCUCUGGGCGAAGAGGAGAGCUUCUCUGGGCGAAGAGGAGAGCUUCUCUGGGCGAAGAGGAGAGCUUCUCUGGGCGAACGGCUGGCCAAACGAGGCCCACGCCCACUAGGUGGCCGGAGGGGCGACUUUUGGCAGUGGAGCUGGCAAAGAGGAGAGCUUCUUUGGGCGACAGGCUGGCCAUGAGAGGGCUGCAAGCCCACCAGGUGGAGGACCAGGAUGAUUUGACUGGCCUGCACGAGCUGGCUGGGAAGGAGCAACGCGAUGGUUCGUCCAACCAUGUCUCCCUUGCUCCAUGCCUUGCUCCCUUCCCUUUUGCUCCUAUCUCUCCGUUGGCCUUUCUUGCAGCCCACCAGGUGGAGCACCAGGAUGAUCUGACGGGCCUGCACGGGCUGGGAAGGAGCAGCGCCCACCAGGUGGAGCACCAGGAUGAUCUGACGGGCCUGCAUGGGCUGGGAAGGAUCAGUGGUGGUGCUGCUGAUCUUGCUGCUGCUUCAGUUCCUUGCACCCACCCACCCACCUCUUCCCCCUGGCCAGCCCGCACGGUGGUGUUUGGGGGCCUACGUCUCAAAACACUUCUUCAAGCAGUGCUGCAGGUCCUGUCCACAGCUGCUACCAUCGCUGCUCCACAGGAGGUCAUCAACCCUUUCUUCCCCGUACCACCUUGUUCGUUCCUCGCUUCUAUCUCCCAGGCCAGCCUGCACGGUGGUGUUCGGGCUCUCAUCCCCAGCAGCGGUGGCCCAUGUCCUCUCUGCCACCAGCCAGCCCGCACGGUGGUGUUCGGAGGGCUCUCAUCCGCGGAAGCUGUAACCCAUGUCCUCUCUGCGGCUGCCGCCAUUGCUACCCCUGAGGAGGUCACCAACCCUCUUCCAGAGGAUGCCGUGAAGGAGAGAGGUCUGGCCCUUGAUGGCUGCACUCUCCCCGCCCUCUCUGUCAUCUUCCCGUCGGUGCGCGCCGCCCGCCAGGCUGUGGCAUCGCUGCACGGCUCUACGGUUGUGGGCGGCAUAGUGGAGGGCGGCGCCGAGGCUGGUGGCUCGGAGCAGAGCGCUACUGUGUGGGCGAGGCAGCUGGGCGGCGAGGGUUCAAAGACCCUCAGCAAUCGAGUCAUCAUUCGCAACCUGCCCUUCAAGGUGGCAGAAGCGGAUUUGAGGAAGGCCUUUGCUGUUGCGGGCUUCCCAUGGGCAAUCAAGAUACCACACGGGGAGGACGGCAGGCCUCGUGGAUUCGCUUUUGUCACAUUCACUACAAAGAGCGAUGCAGCAAAGGCUAUUGAAAAGGUCAACGGCAUGACCAUCAACGGUCGAUCCGUUUCGGUGGGAUGGGCGGUGGCAAAGAGGGAGCACAUGGAGAGUGUGGAGAAGGAGAAAGCCAAGGAGAACAGAGAUGGUUUGUCAAUGCUGUUUGAUGAUGAUGAUGAUGAUGAGGAGGAGGAGAUGAACGAGGGGGAGGAGGAUAAGGAGGAAGCGGAAGAUAAGGAAGAUGAGGAGGAGGGAGAAGAUGAGGAAGGGGAGGAGGAGGAGGAUGAGGAAGAGGACGAGGAGGAAAUGGAAGAAGAGGAAGAGGAGGAGGAGGACGAGAGGGAAGCAAGGGUGAAUGGUCUAUUGGAUUUGGAAGCAGAGGAGGAUGAAGAGGAGGAAGAGGAGGAAGAGGAGGAAGAGGAGGAAGAGGAGGAAGAGGAGGAAGAGGAGGAAGAAGGAAGUGAGAAGGAAGAGGAUGAGGAUGAGAGUGAGGAGGGAGAGGAGGACGAGGACGAGGAGGGGGGAGAGGAAGAAGAGGACGAGGAGGAUGAAACAGAUGAUGAGGAGGAGGAGGUAGAUUGGGAGAUGGAGAUGGGUGGUGGUGGCAGCAGUGGUGCCGUGCAAGGGAGUGAGAAGGAUAUGAUGCUACGGGUGCUGUCCCGAGUGGUUGAGCAGGGGAAGGGGGAGGAGGGGAAGGAGGGCGCAGGGGAGGAAGAAGGGGUGAAAGCAAAAGGUGUGGUUGUGAAAGGUGGGAAGGAAGGGGAUGCAGGAAAAAAGGGGAAGGAAGGGAAGGAGGCGAAAGAAGGAAAGGAAGCGAAGGGAAAGAAGGGUGACGCAGAGGAUAAGGGGGCAGCAGGGAAGAAGACAGGCCCUCGUGAUGGCAAGGAAGAAGAAAUGGGUGCGGAGGAAGGCGAGGUGGCGAAGGAUGGGAAGGAAGAGAAGGAAAAGGCGCCGCCAGCGACGGUGUUUGUGAGGAACCUGCCUGUGGAUGCCUCAGCUGACCGCAUUCGAGCGGCUUUUGAACGGUUCGGCAAGGUGGCUGACUGCAGAGUCGUGCUGCACCCGGUUACCAGGCGUCCCCGAGGCUCGGCAUUCGUCCGGUUCGAAACGCCCGAAGCAGCGCAAGCCGCUGUGGCAGGCUCUGUCCGAGUCGCAAAGGCCAGGGCCGAGGCUGGGGAAGAGGGUCGGAAGGGAGGAGUGGAGGAGGGGAUGGUGGUGGUGGGGGGGCAACAAGCCCUUGUUACUCUGGCAGUGCGACGGGAGGAGGUCUCGAAAGUGGUUGAGAAGAGGAAGCAGGCGGAGCAGACAGGCAAAGGGAGAGAGGAGGACAGAAGGAACCUUCACCUGCUGGAGGAGGGGGUGAUAAAGGAGGGUACACGAGCAGCGGAGGGGAUGUCAGCAACAGACAUGGAGAAGAGGAAGAGGCUGCAGCGCGAGAAGCUGAUGAAACUAAGGAGCCCCAACUUCUCUGUGUCGUUGACGCGCCUGGCGGUGCACAACGUGCCAAAAGAGAUGGACGAGAAGCAGCUGAAGCAGGUGUUUGUGGAUGCUGUUAAGGCGCGAGCCAAGAAGCAGAAGCCGCAUGUGAAACAUGUGAAGGUGCUGAGGGAAGCAGACCGGGUGGGGCCAGACGGCAAGCCGAGGUCCAAGGGAGCGGCGUUCAUUGAGUUCAGUGAACACCAGCAUGCUGUGGCGGCUCUCAGGGCGCUCAACAACCACCCCAACGGCAAGCCGAGGUCCAAGGGCGCGGCGUUCAUUGAGUUCAGUGAGCAUCAGCACGCUGUGGCGGCUCUGAGGGCGCUCAACAACCAUCCCAUUCAUGAGACAGAGGCAAAGGGAAAGGCGUUCAUUGAGUUUAGUGAGGCAUGCGGUGGCAGCACUGAGGGCGCUCAACAACCAUCCCAGCCCUCUACUCCCGUGACAAGCCCGCCCACAGUGGAGUUUUGCGAUCAAGUGGCCAUAGUGAAGCAGAGGCAGCACACUUCCACACCUCUCCUUUAUUUCUGUGCCUUCCUCCCUUAUCUAUGCUUUUCCCUUGCAUCCCUGGAGCCAUCUUCUCUCGUGAUGCUCGCCCCAUAUGGAGUUUGCCAUCGAGAAUGUAUCCAUCGAGAAGCAGAGGCAGCGCACGUCCAUUCCCCCACCCCUUCAUCCGGUUCCCUCUCUCACUUCCAUUCCCCUCCUUCAUCCAUGCCCCACCCGUACAUUCUUGCAGCCAUCUUCUCUCGUGAUGCUCGCCCCAUAGUGGAAUUUGCCAUCGAGAAUGUAUCCAUCGUGAAGCAGAGGCAGCACACGGUGAGGCAGCAGAGCGACAGGCGGCAGGCAGUGCGGCAACAGCAGAAGCAGGAGAAGAGGCAGCAGCAGAAGCAGCAAGAAGCUGGUGCUGCUGGUCUGGGGAAAGCAAGGGGUGCAAAGAGAAAGCCUGAAGAGGGCGAGGCACCCGAUGGUGGUGCCACGGAGGGGUCUCCAGUAAAGAAGAAGCAGAAGCAGGUGAAAGGAGCCAAGGGGAAGGGGCAGGGGAAGGACGUGAAGGGACAGGGGAAGGAUGUGAAGGGGCCUGAGGGACCACUGGGGCAAGCAGGUGGGAAGGCGGGCGCUGCAGCAGAGCAGCAGAGGAUUGGUGCAAAGACAGCUGGUACAACGGAACAGAGCGGAUUGAGAGGCAGUGGGAAGGGCGAGUUAAAGAGGAAGCAGAAGGGUGGAGCAGGGAGCGCUGGCGUGUCUGCUGCUGCUGUAGUGAAAGCUGCUGGUGCUUUGUCUGCUGCUGCUAUGAAGGCUUCUGGUGCCUCUCAUGCUGCUGCAUUGAGUCCUGGUGCUAAAAAGGCAAAGACAGAACCAAGGAGGGGAGCAGCAGCAGUGGCAAUGAAAGCUGUUGCUACCUCCCCUGCUGCCGCAGUGACUCCCAGUUCUAAAAAAGCAAAGACAGACGCAAGGAGAGGAGAAGCAGCGGCUGCGGUAAUGGAGGCUAGGCGGGCGCAAGCAGCAAUGGCUGGGCUGGGGAGUGGAGGUGGUGGGGGAGAGAGGGGCAAGGUGAGGAGCAAGAAGGGGUCGGAGCACCAGGAGUUGGUGGAUGAGCUUGAUAGGCUCGUGGCGGCUUACAGAUCAAAGAAUUAUGGUUCCCAACUCCCCUGCGCGUCCGCCCUCUCCACUGCUAGAACAGACAUGGCUACGGGCCCCGCCUCCGUACCCGUCAUGAACGAGGCCACGGUUCGACGCGGCCUCAUCCUUAGUGCAGGCGGGGUCGAGGUGGAGGUGUUCGAAGACCAGCUGAAUGCGAUUAGAGAGGCGCCGAAAGGGGAGCUCGACGAGAGCAUGAUGGUCGCGGGCGUCGUGUGGAUGAAGAAGCAGCUUCGCGCCGAGUACGCGAUGACCCACCAGGCUCUGACCGAGGACGACCAAGAAGUGUUGAAGGUGAUGGACCUUCGUCUGGAGUUUAACGAGGAUUUCAACCAUCUGCUGUUUUCGAGAAAGAUCGACCAGCUGGCGGAGGGAGCAAGUGUGGGAGGGGGUGUCGACCACGAGGGAGGAGGCGAGAAGACGGGACGCGUCGUGAUUGAGUACAGCGUCGAGGAGGAGGAGGAGGAGGAGAUCGAGGAGGAUACAUCGAGGCAGGCUCAGCACGGGGCGAGCGGCCCGGGCGGCGAUGCGAACCAGGACGAGGACUCGAGCUCGGAAUCGAGCCCCGGCUCGAGCUCGAGCGAUGAGUCGGUCGAGGACGACGGUGAGGGCGCCGGACAUCGAACGGAGCGUACGGGGGAGCACGGAGUGGCGCUCGGGGAGCGGGUGGACGAGCGAGUAGAGCUUAUCGAGCAGCAGGCGACAGGGGAAACAAAGACUGUCGAGGAGCAGGAGGGCGGAGCGGCUGCGCAGGAGGGUGGGGUCGGAGGGCAGCAGCAGGUGGUGGGCGAGGUGGCUGCGCAGGAGGGCGGGGCAGGAGGGCAGCAGCAGGAGGGCGUGGCUGCUGCGCAGGUGGGUGGGGCAGGAGUGCAGCAGCAGGAGUUUAGGGUUGCGGCUGCGCGGGUGAGUGGGUCGGGAGGGCAGGAGCAGGAGGUCGGGGAGGCUGUUGAGGAGAACCUGUUGGAAGGGGCGCGGGCGAAGAUCGACGAGAUGAGCGGGAAGAUCAUCGAGGGGGUGGUAGCCGCCAUCACAAAAGCGAGCGAGGACGCCGUCGAGAAGCAGCUCAAGCAGGUCGAGGAGCGGCUGGUUGCUGCGGUGCUGAAGGGUUUCGAGAAAGCCAUCAUGGAGGACAUGUUUUGCUCCACUCUCCCACCCGAGACCAUGAAGGAGCUGAAGGACCUUGUGAGGGAAGGAUACCAAGAAGCCGAAGCAGGGAGGUUGGAAGUCCUCACCGAAGCGAUGGCGAGAGGUUUUCAGCGCUCGGCGGGCCCGUCGACGAGGUCGCGUCAGGAGGGUGUGGGAGGGGUUCGCAGCGGGGCUGAGCCUCGAGGUCACGAGCGGUCGGUUCCUCCGUCUUCUUCGGUGGGAGGACAUGUCGGCAGCCCGGUUGGAUCCCCACCGGCGCGUGGCCGUCAUCCCGUCGCCAAGCCCGUCCCCGAAGUCAUCGUACUCGACCAGUCAGCCCUCCCGAAGACCUCCGUAGCGGCUCCAAUCGAUCAACCUGAUGCGUUUGCUUCGAUGCGGGACAUGCUGCAAGACCUGGGGAAAACGGGUGGGAAAGGAGUGGUCGUGGGGGAGAAAAGUGGUGCCCCGAACGAGCACGUCGCCUCGACCGGGAACAGAGCCCUAGGAAUGCGAGGUGCCUCUACCCCGUCAGGCGGCGGUGCAGGGAAAGGAGCGGGAGAAGCAAGCGCUGGGUUGCUGUCGAAGCCUAAAGCGGCAUCAGCUGCGCACAACGGUGGUGCUGGCCUUGCUGCCGGGCUUGUGGGAAAUUGGGCGUCUUCCUCAACCCCUCCAGUUGCUCCUUUCGCCGCUGCUCCGUCCCUAGGCAACGUUUGCCUUAGCGAUCCGGGCUCCCCUUCAAAGUCGAAGAAGAAGCCGGCUGCGACGAAGUCGUCGAAGCGCGCUGCACACGCGACAGAGAGCCUUGACGUGGUGGAGCUGGCCAGCGUCCCUGGUCAGGCGCCUGUCGAGAAGACCUCUAUUGUCGUUGCUGCUCGACAGGAAAAGGCGAAGAAGGCCAGGGUCACGGGUCACACCCCACCUCCUCGACCGGACGACCAAGGCAAGACGAGAGGCUGCAAACGUCCCUUCAAAGGACUGGGUUUCGGGUUGCGGAAGGGGAAGCUGGUUUCCGAGCAGACCGUCGGCGGGAGGAAGCGGUUCCUUGGCACAUUUGAAACAGAGAAGGACCAGAAGUUCUGUACGGCCGUCUGCUGGCGCGUGUACUUCCCCGACGUUGUCCUUACGGAGUACGAAGGGUACACGGCGCAGGAUGAGGAGGACUGGAAGGUCUACCUUGAUGCGGCCGCAGAAAUGCCAACCGGCGUUUGGAGCGUGGCGCAAGAACAAGGGGAAUGCCGUUUUGACGAUUACCUGUCGCUGUUGGCGACGGCAAAAAAGGAAGCGAAAGCUGGAACCGAGAGGGGAAUCGCGCUGUGCGUGGCGAUUGGUAAGGUCGCGACGCUUGGCCUGAAGCACGGGAAUCUGAUUUACCCGGUCCCGAAGGGCAUGGCGGCGACACCGCACAUGAUGGCCAUCGCAGCAACUGUGGCGAGCUUGUGGGCGGCCUGCAGGAAGUUGUCGAGGGAGGAUAUUAAGAAGGACGCCCUAGCUGCCGCAAACGGGGCGAUCUACGCCCCGGAGACUGCAAAGAAGGCUUGUGUGGCUGCCAUGUCCGCACUCGUGUCAAUACUUUUGCACGUCGGCAAGACGUUCCCGGCGAAGCAGUGGCCCGAUCACCUGUAUUCGUCGGCUGUCGAAGGUCUCGGCUCGACGGACGCCAUAUUGCUGCAGAUGCUGCGCGUGGCAGCACAGGUCUGUACGCAAUGGUGCUGCUGUCGAGCUGCUGCCCGCUUGCUGGAGGACGCGGGCUAUGGCAGCCUGGCUAUGCCAGAAGAAAAGAGCAAGGCGAAGCAGGGCGUCGAGGAUGCAGCUGAGACGGAAACUAGCGGGCAAGGGGAGUAG